UAUCGACCAGAGACCCAGGUCGUCCGCCUCUCACCCCAGUCUCGUCUGACCACGGCAUUCGCACGCACUUUUGAUCGAGUCCCAGCCUUUGCCGGAACGUGGCAACGCCUGCUUAAAGAGCAUCGAGGAUCGGCUGCUGAACACGCACGCGGUUUCUUCAGCAUGCUGAUGACAGAUCAAACGUCCACGCAAAGAUGACAAGAGAGGCGCCAAUGAAUCGGUAGCCGAUAGUCGAACACUUAUCCACAUAUGUUUCCGGCAAAGGAAGAGCUCGCCUACCCUCGCGUCUGCACGUUGUUCUACAUUGAAUGUAAUAAGAAGGGUAGAAAUCAUCGAAGCAUGUCGCGGGUGGUAUCAAGCUGAAGAAGAUAGACAUCAGGCGGACGCGCAGAGUAACAACGCUCGUUUUUUAAUUCCGAUCGUAAUUUACAUUAUGAAGGUGGCUUCAGCUUCAGUGUUGUCCGGGACGCGGUCGCUGAAAAGUGGUGAACGCGUUGCUUCGGCUUGGGGAUGUGCAUCGUGCUCAAAUAUGCCACGCGCUUUGUCCGCGAAGCAUCAGUGAAUCCGUAGAACCAGCUGUUUGAGAGAGUUCCGGCUGCUCAAGUUCGCAUGUGCGAAGACACGAGGCUCGACCGAAUAUUCAAGAUGUUGCAAGAUCUAAGACCGAACUUAAUAUUAUAGCGUAUAAUACUGCAUGUUCUGUAUAGCGUAUCGCACGUGUCGAGAAAUAUGGUAUACGAUCGAUGAAUGCAUGAUUCGGGAAGACGCGCACUCCGUUAAGCAUGGGAUGCAACCGAACAGAUCUAGAAAGAAAAUGAAUAAAAAAUCGAGCGAGACGGAAAGGAAACAAGAGGAGACAGAUGCUCACACUCCACGCGCAAAUUAUUACACAGAUACGUUCUUCAAUUCAUGCGCUGAGAUCAGUUAGUCGUGUCGUUGAGAAAUAUUACGAUAGCGUGAGAGCUUGCAGAUUGCAAUAAAAGCGAACGCUCAAUAAACUUGCCUAAUAACUUCUAAACGGCGAUUUUCGAUCACAUGUAUCGACGAGAAGAGAGAACGACAGGCAAGAGUACAUAUCCAACGUUUUUAGAAAACAAGAAAUAGCUCACGGUCUAGCGAUCAAGGAGUAGAUACGAGGAAGUGGACGGACAGUAUGUCACGUAGUCGUAAAUCGAUUGGAACAUUCAGCGGGACUCGAGUCGCAGGAAGCCUAAAGUUCAUUUGUACAAUACGAUUAUAACGAGACCGUCGCUUAAUAUACACAUAUGCACACAUAUACGUGUCGAAUCACACAGGGACAAAUCGUACUGAUUAAAACGAAACGCCCCUUAAUGACUGAAAACUCAUUCAUUAACUGAUACACUGCUGGUACACGUUAUCGGAGUGAUAACGGUUCUCCUCUGCGGUCGACGAUUCAGAAGUCUUCCAGACCUACGUAAAACGGCUCACGACCAACCGUGAACACCAAAAGGCUGAGUUACAUCGCGAGGAACGCGCAGUCUCCACCUUGUAAUCUCGUGAUCAUUAUCAUCAGCAAAUUCCAUGGACCAUACGAACAUAUCACGACCCCGUAGAAGAGAUGUGAUUGUCAAGAGGGAACAGAGGACAAAAAAGAGAGGCUUUUCUUUCCCGAUCAAUUCUCAGCUCAUCUCUAGAUAGACAAUCGCAUGAAAUAAAAUCGCAUUAAGGCAUCGUUACACUUUUGCGGAAUUUUCGUGCAUCCUUUUAGGAUGCGCGUAUUGUAAGAUAUCAAUAUUGUGCUAUGUUCCGAUUGAUUUGAAUUUAUGCGCUCCUAAAUGCGAAUUAUUACCUUAGCAAAGCGCGGGCUUUGAGUGAACGAUCGCGUUAACAAAUGUUUACAGGGAUGGUCUGACGACUGAUACAAGUGCAAUUUGAUCGUUGCAAAGAAUGGAAAAUAGGAGGACCAAGACUGCUCAAUUUAAUUUUAUCUUACAAAUUGUUGCUCUGUUAGUGGAAAAGCUCCAAUAAUGGUAAAUGAGGAUGUAAGAAUACAACUGUCGCCAUGUUCCUUUUGUAUUACGCGAACAGAAUAUGCAGCUUAAGUAUCGGCGAAUCUUAAUGAAUUUGCGGGGUCCAGUGCAGACGAAUCAGCGAGACAGAUGCCGAAAUAGAACGUGAUAUCGAUAUCUGGUUAUCGUUGUCACAAUAGCAUCAUGCACUGGACAUAAUGUAUAUAUUGAUAGUGCAGUUCUACUUUACACGUACAAAAGUGUUGGAUGCACGCAAUCGCUCUGUUAUGCGUGAACAUCAUUCUCCGGAGGAGGCAUUGUUUCGCGGUGGCAAAAAGGCUCUUGAUGAUGAGCGUGGAUCCACCGCGUCAUUAAUAAUCAAGACCAGGCUACAGAAAGGGAGUCUACGGCUACGACGAUGGCUGAUAGCACUGUUGGUUUUCUUGUUAAUGUCGCUUGUCGUUAUCAAUAGCUACAACACCGGUCAAUUUCGGAUUAUCCGAUUCGGAGCAAUCGUCAAGGAAAAUGGUCAAAGUGACGACGCAACGCAAGAUUACGUGCAAUUGACACCCGCCUACACCUCGAUCGGCAGCGGUGGCUUCCUAGUUCACAACAAAGGAUGCCGAUUACCCGCAAUGGACCCUUUUGAUCCUGCAGUGCAACGUUUUAUAAUUAAAGAGAAGCCACUUGUAUGCGAUCAUGGAAACACCCCAACGUUAAUUGAAUCAAAUAACACCGCGUUAUUUAUUAAUUCAUUGGCAUGGGAGGAACUGUAUAACAGCACGGAUAACAUAAGUUGCUGCUGGCGGCCAUUCUGGCGAACGCAAGAUCAAGAUAAUGCCGUUACAUACGACACACAAUGCUACUUUUUCCAAGAUUCCUAUACUGUGGACGCCGAAUUCAUAAAGGUCGAGUGUUUUCGGAGGAAUGAAGUAAUCUAUAAGGAUUACCAUGCUUUCCUACCUCGGAAAUCUCAAGUAGAGGAUAGAUGCAAGCAGGCACUGAAGACGGAUAGGAUCAGCGAUCGCCUCAGCGUCCUCGUAGUUGGGCUUGAUUCAGUUUCCAGGAUGAACUUUCAUAGAAUGAUGCCGAAGACCGUAAAAGCGCUCCAAACCCUCGGCGCCGUCGAGAUGCUGGGCUACACCAAGGUCGCUGACAACACGUAUCCGAAUCUUAUCCCGGUGUUGACCGGCCUGAAUCAGGACGAGUUGCGCAACGUGUGCUGGCAAAACCACGACAAGACUUUCGACGAUUGCCCGCUUCUGUGGAAGAAGUUCAGCGCGGCUGGUUAUCGCACGAUCUUCGGCGAGGAUGCCUGCAGCAUGACGACGUUCAAUUACCUGAAGCCAGGGUUCAGGGAGCAGCCGACGGAUUACUACAUGAGGCCGUAUUGCAUCGGCGCCGAGAACGACAUAGGCAAUACGCACAAGCUGAACGCGAAUCUCUGCAUCGGCACUAGAAAGACGUUCGAUUGCCUGCUGCACUACACCCGCAAAGCGGCCACGGAGUUCUCCGCGGAGCUUUACUUCGGUUUCAUCUGGCAGGCCAGUCUCACCCACGACUACUUCACGUAUCCCCAGUUAGGCGACGACUCGUAUCGCGACUUCGUCGAGCACGCAUCGCGAGAGGGCCUGUUGAAUCGCACGGUCCUGAUCAUGAUGAGCGAUCAUGGGAUGAGGUGGGGUGAGUUCCGACAGACAUAUCAGGGGAGAAUCGAAGACAAUCUACCUUUUGUCUUCAUCGUGCUGCCGAGAUGGUGGCGAGAGAAGUAUCCGCUGGCCUGGGGGAAUCUCAGACGGAACAGCCGCAGCCUCACGACACCCUUCGACCUGCACGAGACCUUAAAAGAUCUCCUGAGCCCUUACGUUUUACGCGAGUCGCUUCUCAAGAGACGCAUCAAGGCUCAGGCUGCAUUCCCUAUUCCACGCGGUAUCAGUUGGUUCCUACCGGUACCGGACACUCGCACCUGCGACAUGGCAGACAUAUCGAAUCACUGGUGCAUGUGCCACACCAGCAACAAUGUCUCGUUAAAUAACACCGGCCUUCAGGACAGCGUGUCGUUCCUGCUUGGAGAACUGAACGAUAUGCUGAGCAAGUAUCCGCUGUGCGCAAUGUUGAGCCUAAAAUCGAUAAAGGAUGCGAAGGUAUGGCUGGACAAAACGGAGGGCGCAACGUUGAUGGAUUAUACGGUGACCAUACAGACCGCGCCGGGUGAUGCGAUUUUCGAGAGUACAAUACGUUACAAAGCGGAUGAUAACAGUCGUAAAUUAGUCGGCUCGGUCAGCAGACUGAACGCGUACGGCACGCAGAGUGCCUGCGUUGAUGAGUUUAACAUGCGUCUGUAUUGCUAUUGUCUUUAGGCAUGACAUAUCACAAUGAUUGAUAAUGAUUUAUAUUGAAGAAUUUAAAUCAAAA
Ooceraea biroi (clonal raider ant) is the source of this 4385-nucleotide messenger RNA. RefSeq lists its product as uncharacterized. The record is from RefSeq and is a predicted model, not a curated record. Lineage: Eukaryota; Metazoa; Arthropoda; Insecta; Hymenoptera; Formicidae.